GAGGAUGACAUGGAUGGAAUCCACAUCGUGGCCUUUGCUGAAGAAGAUGACCCAGAUGGUUUUGAGUUCCUGGAAAUCCUGAAGCAGGUUGCCAGGGACAACACCGAUAAUCCCGACCUGAGCAUUGUCUGGAUUGACCCCGACGACUUUCCUCUGCUGAUCACUUACUGGGAGAAGACCUUCAAGAUUGACCUGUUCAGACCACAGAUCGGGGUGGUGAACGUCACAGACGCUGACAGCAUCUGGAUGGAGAUCCGAGACGAUGAUGACCUGCCCACAGCCGAGGAGCUGGAGGACUGGAUAGAGGAUGUGCUUUCUGGGAAGAUAAACACUGAAGAUGAUGAUGACGAUGAAGAUGACGAUGAUGAUGACGAUGAUGACGAUGAUGAUGAUGAUGAUGACGAUGAUGAUGAUGAUGACGAUGAUGACGAUUAACUGUGACUCUGUGCAGUUUGACUUGUGGGGGCCGAGAGGCCUUCCCCUGCGGCAGGUCCCUCCAUCAGAAGACCUGUGUUUGAGCGUCAGCAAGCACCGCUGCUCCUCUUUCCCCCGUGCCCCGCUCCCCCUGCCCCUGCCCUUGCUGAGACCCCUCGGCCUGAUUCUCAGCGGUGCUGAGCCGCCAGGACUGCACCUGCAGG
Molecule: messenger RNA, 638 nt
Organism: Cariama cristata (Red-legged seriema)
Lineage: Eukaryota; Metazoa; Chordata; Aves; Cariamiformes; Cariamidae
Product: calsequestrin-2
Exons: 4
Biological process (GO): regulation of cardiac muscle contraction by regulation of the release of sequestered calcium ion
Cellular component (GO): sarcoplasmic reticulum lumen
Molecular function (GO): calcium ion binding
Source: RefSeq, a predicted model, not a curated record